Messenger RNA from Aspergillus nidulans FGSC A4, 2130 nucleotides. Its product is annotated as signal recognition particle subunit SRP72. The transcript is spliced from 4 exons. Bases 127 to 2076 code for a protein of 649 amino acids. The record is from RefSeq and is a predicted model, not a curated record. Gene Ontology annotation, cellular component: signal recognition particle; cytoplasm; signal recognition particle, endoplasmic reticulum targeting. NCBI's taxonomy places the organism in Eukaryota, Fungi, Ascomycota, Eurotiomycetes, Eurotiales, Aspergillaceae. Gene Ontology annotation, molecular function: 7S RNA binding. Gene Ontology annotation, biological process: SRP-dependent cotranslational protein targeting to membrane.
GUUUGACAUAGACACUACAUGGGAUCAUCGACAAUUCGAAGAUAUCUGAUAUAGUGUCCCGUCUCGGGCAAGCAUUCCUCUCUCUUAGGCCAGUUGCGUCCACACCGCGAAACGCACGAAAUCGCCAUGUCCACGCAGUCCUUAAGCUCGCUCCUCUCCAGAGCGUCCAUUGACGACCAUGAAGAAGUCCUCCGCUCGUGCGAUGCUGCCUUAGCAAAGUCGAGGUCCGAUAUUCAGGCCCAGCAUGUUAAGGUGGUUGCUUUGUUGAAACUCGAUCGGUACGAAGACUGUCUACGUGUUUUCGAGGAAGGCGGGGAUAUCCUGAAGAAGAAGGCGGCGUUGGAAUACGGUUAUACUCUCUAUAAGACCGGGCACCCCGAGACUGCCAUUGAUGUUGUUUCAAGCCUGGCCGGCGACCGGGGUGCACGGCAUCUGGAAGCCCAGGCUACAUAUCGGGCCGAGAAGUUUCGUCGUACGGCGGAGAUAUACCAAGGACUUUCUCGGGAGUCAGCGCCAACGGUGAACGAGGAGAACGAUUUACGAAUCAACAGCUGGGCGACGGAUGCACAACUGCAGUGGAAAGGCCACCCCGAGUCUGUUCGCCAUACAAGGCCUACGAGAGACGAUCUGGAGGCGUUUGAGACGGUCUACAAUGCGGCAUGUCUAAGUAUUGCGAAAGGCGAAUUUGACCAAGCCGGAUUGCUCUUGAAGCGUGCCAAAGAACUCUGCCGCACCUCGGAAGACCUUACCCCUGAAGACAGGGAUGCUGAAUUGCUUCCAAUCGCUGUGCAGCAGCUGUACGUUCUGAUUUGUCAGGGCAAGUCGGCAGAGGCCGAGUCCAUCCUGGAGGAGAUCUCAAUCAAAGAUAUCUCCGAAUUAUCCACAAAACGAAUUGGUCAGAAUAAUGCCGCGAUCGCUCGCGGGACCACGGCGAACCCAUAUGCCCUGUACGAAGCGCUCCACGAAGUACCCGACUCAACGGAUAACGACAAGUUGUUUGACUAUCAGUACAAUGUCAUGACAGGUAACCUCCACGCCGUCGAUCUUCUAGUUCACAAAUACGACGGCAUAAUCCGAUCCACUUCCAAGGCUUUGUCGCAAGCCCCGUUUCCGUCUACAGAAGCUAGCACAAACCUGUUGUCAGUUUACAAUGUAGCAGCACGGGCCAAGGGUGAGACAGGAACACCAGCACUAAAGGCAAUCCUUUCUGCAGUGGAGAGACGGCCAAAGGAUAUUGGGCUGGUCCUCACUGCCGUACAACUCUACGUGAACCAGGGCAAUACCACUUCCGCCAUCGUGAUCUUGGAGAGAACCCUUCAGCUUCUCGACGAGUCCAUUUCCGAGCAGGACAAGGAGAUCCGCUUCAACCCCGGUUUACUCAGUGUACUUAUUGCCUUGUACAAACGUGAGGGCCGAAAGACUCAGAUCAAAGCCGAAUUGGCCAAAGCUGCGACGUUCUGGAGUGGCCAAGCUGCCCAGCCAACGUCACUGCUCCGGGCAGCGGGAGCGUCUCUUCUGCACUCUUCACUUGCAUCGGAUACAUCCCAGGCCGCGGAGUUGUUCAAAUCUCUGUAUGAGAAGACGCCAGACGAUCUCUUCGCUGUUGCCGGCUACGUAGCCUCACAUGCAGCCAUUGAUUACUCCCAAGUCGAAGCGCAAGCAAAAUAUCUCCCAUCCGUUGACGACCUGAUCUCAGAUAUUGACGUUGCCGCUCUCGAAACUGCAGGUGUUGCCCCGUCAUCCUCUACCACUGCCGCUGCUGCCGCAGCGAUCGCGGGAGCGAGGAAGCGGCCUGCUCCCACUAAGGACCGUGUCGCGAAGCGAGUUCGAAAGUCCCGACUCCCCAAAGAUUAUGAUCCGAGCAAGACAGCCGACCCGGAACGUUGGCUGCCGCUACGUGACCGGUCAACCUACCGACCUAGAGGGAGGAAAGGUAAGCAGCGGGCUGCAGAGCGUACGCAAGGAGGGGUGGUCAGUGAGAAAUCUGAAGAGACUACGCUCUCUGGGCAGCAGCAGCAGCAAAAGCCCCAAACCGGGGGCUCUAGUCAAAAGAAGAAGAAGAAGGGGAAGCGGUAGAUGGUGGUAUAUUCUAGCUAGUCCAAUAGAUGAGCCAGGUGCAUCUAGCACAUA